Messenger RNA from Porites lobata, 3591 nucleotides. Lineage: Eukaryota; Metazoa; Cnidaria; Anthozoa; Scleractinia; Poritidae. The record is from the annotation of a GenBank genome assembly.
AUGGCAUGGUUACUUGCCAGUGGAGUCGCAGCCAUCGCUGCAGGCAUGUUUGCUGCAAACUGGGAUUGGUACAAAAACAGUCCAAGACCAGAUUUAGCUUAUUUGAGUGCCAUCAAACUCAAGGCUUUAGAUGGAUCAGGAAAGGAGAUCAUGGCCUCUGAAUUGUGGAGAAAAUCGGGUGCCGUCAUAAUGGUUGUUCGACGGCCAGGAUGAUUUUUGUGUAGGGAGGUACUGAUCGUCCGUCUUUUUAACACAUAAAAUGACCUACUGAAAAUGUCACAUAAAUUUCUUAAUUUUUUAUUACUGAGGACUUGUAAUGGCAUGUUUGUUUUUCUCUCUUUAAUUGUGGACCACAAUGUAAACUGUUUUCUAAGUGCGUCCUACAUUGUAUGAAGUAAGAUAUAUCUUUUUAACGCUGAAAGAACACAAGAUAAGAGUUAAUUUACAUAUAGUUCAUUCAACUGCAUUAGUCUGCCAAAAACUGUAAGAUCUUCAUGUGGCAACAUUAAACAAAGAAGAAAUGGUAGUCCUACAAGUAUAUCAAGUAGUUCUGUCAGUACUUUGUGAUUUUUACAUCCAGGGGAGGGGGGUAUUGCAAGAUAUGGGCUAUAUACACAUAAUAAUGCACCCUAGACUUCAAACGCUCUAAACACUGGGCUGGACCCUUUAAUUUUUCUUAAAGCACAGCCUUGUUUAUCAAAGACUUCACACUUACCCUCAUUUUGAAAAGAGUCUAGUCAUCGAGGAAAUGGUCUGCUGUCAUUAACUUACUUAUUUUCUCUUUCAGGAGGCCUCUGAGCUGUCCUCUCUCAAACCUGAACUUGACCAGAGAGGUGUAAACCUUGUGGGGAUAGUUCAUGAGAAAAAGGGAGUUAAGGAGUUUCAACCUUACCUAAGUUCUCCAAUUUACCUGGAUGAAGAGGUAACACACAGCAGCUAUGAGUUGUAUUGAAAGUAAUAAUAAAUGGCUUUUGUGAGGAGCAAUAAAAAAGAACAAGGCUCUCAGGGUCAGGGGUGUCACUCACUUCAAAGUUGGUACAGAAAUCAAGGAUGUGCUCUAGCAGAGCCCGGUGGCCCCUUAGCUUUUUCAUAGAAAUCAUAUGCUGGGCACACUGAAUUUCACAAGUUCAGAGCACAGGGGUCCCUUCAAUUUUUCUUAGGGCACAGCCUUGGAAAUGAGUAAAGUGCUUAGCUGAUAGUUUCAUGUAUUUUCUUAUUUUAGUGCUGAUUUUGUGCACCAGCUCAUACCGCGAAAAUGUAGCCUCUGCUCGCGGGGUAGAAUUUGUGAGGAAAAAAUAUGAAAAUGGUGCAAUGAAUUUUUAAAAAGGUUUUAUCAGUGUACAUUUAUGUUCUGCAUUUUACAAUGAGAGAGACUAGAAAAGUUUUUCACUCGGAGAUAAUUUUGUUUUACAUCAAUUCUUUUUAUGUCAUCAUUAUCAUUCUAAAAUUAUUAUUAUAGUCUAAAAGUGAAAAUCACCUAGUAUCAGCACUUGCUUAUAAUAAUGGAUGGGUAGCAUAUUAGCCUUGCAUUUUCAGCCAGAAAAUUUUGUGUGAGAAUUCAAAGCUUGUGGCCACCCAUCUCUUAUUCUAUAUGGUAGGGGCCACUGACUUAUUCCUGUUAGCAGUCAGCUUCAAAUAACCUAAAUUUGUUCUACCAGAAAUAUUUGUCAACUCUCCCCUUACUCUCCUUGCAUGCCCAUACCACUCUCUCAAAAUACCAGAUCAUAUUAAGUUCAUACGUUUUUCAAAAAAAUUGGCCUAUAAAAUUCCCCUUUUCACCCUUUGGAAAUUCCAAAGACCCUUGAUAGAGUGGAUGUGGAUUAGUGGUGUGCUGAUCAUCCAUCAAAAUAACAUCUGAGGAAUGAGCACAGAAAUUCCAUAUUGAUUAUAUGUCACUACUCAGAUCUGGGAAGUACUUCUGAUUCAUCUUGUCGUGAGAAAAAUUUGCUUCAACCAAUCAGAGGUACUACCCAGAUCUGGGUAGUGACACAUCAUCAGCAUGGAAUUACUGUGCUUGUUCCUCCGAUGUCAUUUCGUGGGAAAACGAGAGGUGGUGCCACAAAAUGUCGGCUGUUUUUUUCAUGCUACUGUAAAUCUGGUUUUUAUUGAUUGCAUACUUUGACUCUUUCAGAGAAAAUUUUAUGGUCCUGAGCAGAGAUGGAUGUUUCUUAGUGGUAAGCUGAAUAAUCCCUUUUUCAACCCUUUUUUACAACUCAGGCAGUAAAGCGCUGGGAUGCCUACACUCUUUCAAGUUUAUUUGCCCAUCUACUUGACUGAUGUAGUUACCAAAAAUCUGGUUGACCAGUUCUUUAUAUUUGGACUUAAUGUUUCCACACCACUAGUCAUAGGUAGACUUGUCACAUAUUCAGAGGUGACAGUCUGUCCUUUGCUCCCUAUGUCACAUAAAGAAAUUUCAUGUUGAGUACGAUGGUCUGGGUGAAUGUGGCCUUGUUGUUGUUGACAGUGACUGACGUUUUUGACAAACUGUACUGUAGUCAUGUUUAGAGUGAAAGUGAGUUGUAUCACGUUACUUUCAUCAACGACAUUUAAAGGCUUCCUUUUCUGUGUGAAUUGAAGAAAAUAAACAAAAAUAAGAGACAUUUGCACACAGAGGAUCCUUACAAUGGGUUUUGAGUUCUUGGAUUUGGCUAGCCUCCCACACAGAUGUUCUUAGGGCUCUGUCACACUCUCUUUUCCUGUCAAGGUUUGUGGGGAAGGCUGGAACAUGUGAUGAAGCUAUAAGAACGUUUGCAUGGGAGGCUAGGAUUGAGAAUCUUAAAGGAAAAGUUGGCGGGGAGGGGUGGAAGCAAGAUUCAUGAUUGUUUUUAUGAAUGCAGGACACAGGUUUACUCUAUGGUAACCAAGAAAUAUUGUUUUAAUGUUGUUUUCUUUGCAGGAUUUUUACGUCUCAGCGUAUGGAGGUCCUUUUCUCGAGCUAGAAGCCGAGGAGUUCAAGGGAACUUGGAUGGAGAAGGCCGGAUUUUAGGUGGCGUCUUUGUAGUUGGCCCUGGCGAACAUGGAAUUCUUCUUGAUCAUAAAGAAAAGGAAUUUGGUGAUAAAGUUGAUCUGAAAGAUGUUAUGGAAGCUGUUAAGAAAAUUUAAUUAACUGCAGAAAAAACCUCAUUUGUAAUCAUCAGCCUCUCUGCUUGACUCAAUAUUCGCUGAAGUGGCCGAACCCCUAAUUUCUUUUCUACGGAAUGAGGCAUACACAGCCGAUAGUAAUUUUCCUAGCGCGAGAUUCAUUGUUAUAAUUUUAGCUAUAUCAGCUGGUAGCAGGCAAGUCAACCAGGUUGUAAUGAUUCAAGGAGCUUCCACUUGUUCUAAGUACACGUAGUAUCAGUGAUGAUGAUGAUGAUGAUGAUGAUGAUGAUGACGACGGCGUUGGAAAUUAGCCUAGCCUGUCCAUUACUAAACGAACAUGCGUGUUGCUAUCUCACAUAUGACGGCACAGAUGUAAAAUAAGCUCUCUUAUUGUCUACGCUUAAAGUUUUUGAGUGUGCACAUGCCUACAUCUUGUUUUGGAUAGACCUAAGAAGCGACAAGUUAAACAGGUUAUUGACAAUUAAAAAGAGAAAGAAAAAAAAUGCUGAG